GCGCAAAAACCUGAUAAGACGUGUAACGUUCUUUCCAGCAGCAGCCAAAAAUACAAAUACAUCACUUCCCUUAGCCGCUUGUAACUGCUCCUUCAUAAAACCACACUAUUCUAGGGUUCAAACUUGCAUUAAUAAACCUAAAUAAUUCGUUUUCUUUAAAGGAAUUUUGAUUCUUCUUUAAUCUGAUAAAUAAAUCAUCUGAUUAAGGGAUUUUAUUGAAUUAAUGAAGAAAUCAAACAGGGUGUCGUGGGCUACUGGACCUAAUCUUCGUCAGGUAAAACAUUUUCUACAAGAGGAUUGCCCAUCAAAAGUCGGUAGGGGAUCUCAACAUCAUCUUCAGCUGUCGCGGUCACCACCAGGUAUUAUUAGACCAUCAUUUGAAGGAAGACAUUGUCUGAAGCAGUCAAAAGAGAGGCUUCCUCUCAUUCGUCUGGCUAAAUGGAAAUGCCCUCCCAAGUUUAAUUUGAACGAGAAAUGGCGUAUGGUUGCUGGUGAAGAAAGCAAAGAAGCAGAGGAUCAGGAGCGUAGGGAAAAGAGAGUGCUUGAGGCGGUUUAUCCUUCUCAGUCUGCAAUUCCUGCCAAUCCUUCCACCUCGUCGGAUCUGGACCAAUAUUAUGACGAUAACCAAACUCAAGUGGUUCCAAUCAUUGGCAUUGAAGAAGCAGAAGAUGUCGAAGUUUCAUCCCAUUUAACACCAGCCCAAAACAUCAGCAGCAAAUUGCCAGAUGCAUGUCUACCUAACAGUCCCUCAUCAUCUGUUAGUAUAGUUACUUCUCAAAAGCUACCUGCUAAUGGAAAAUCCUUUUCCCCGUCUUUGUCAACCUUCCAAAAUCCCAAGAAACCUCCUAGCAAAUCUCCUUUUUCUGUCAGAUGCCCUGCUAAUGUGCAAUCGGCCCCUCCAUAUCUUUUAAAAUGUCAAAAUCUGAAGGGAUCUGAGCAAACUCAAGUUUCUCCUAAACCACCUGUUAGCUACAACUCUCUUCCCCAGUAUCCGUUGACAUGUAAACUUCUCAGCACUCCUGACCAGACUGAAUUUUCUCCAGACUUGCUAGCUAAUCAGAACCAUGCACCCAAUUGUCGAAAAGUAUGUGGAAACCAGAAUAUUUCACAGCUCAAGUCUCAAGUUUCUGGAAUGCCACCUGCUAAUGACAACCCUGUCACCCAAUUCCCAUCCACAUGUGAAAAUCCCAACAUUCCUCAGCACCAGGCUGAAGUUUCGCCGAAGUCCCUAACUAACCCCACUCCUGCUACCCAGUGCAACAAUCAAAAUUCUCCAAAGCUACCUGCUAAUGGCAUCUGCGUUCCCCGAUCUCAAUCAAGGAGUGAACAUCUGGGUGUCCCUAAGCACAAAACUCAAGUUUCUCCUAAACCACCUGUUAGCUACAACUCUGUUCUCCAGUAUCCGCUGACAUGUAAACUUCUCAGCACUCCAGACCAGACAGAAUUUUCUCCAGACUUGCCAGCUAAUCAGAACCAUGCGCCCAAAUGUCGAAAAGUAUGUGGAAACCAGAUUGUUUCACAGCUCAAGUCUCAAGUUUCUGGAAUGCCACCUGCUAAUGACAACCCUGUCACUCAAUUCCCAUCCACGUGUGAAAAUCCCAACAUUCCUCAGCACCAGGCUGAAGUUUUGCCAAAGUCCCUAGCUAACCACACUCCUGCUACCCAGUGCAACAAUCAAAAUUCUUUAAAGCUACCUGCUAAUGGCAUCUGCAUCCCCCGAUCUCAAUCAAAUAGUGAAAAUCUGGGUGUCCCUAAGCACAAAACUCAAGUUUGUUCAUAUCCACCUGCUAGUGAAAAAUCUAUCCUUGAGAUGCCACAUGGUUUUGAGGGUGGUGAUUUGAUGGUUGCUGUAGCCACAACUGUAGCUGCACUCGCAAAAAGUCAAGAGCAGGGUAGUCUGAUUGAUACCGACCUAUUGGUUAAGCUUCUCAGCAAUCCAGAACAAAUACAGAAGCUGAUGAAUGAACAGGGAGGGGCUACCAAUCCUAAAACUGGCGCUGCAUCAAACCCUAUUGUUCCUUCUAGUACCACCCCAAGGUCAACAGCGGAUUCUCUGAAUAAGCAGGUAACUGGUAAGGUAAUUAACAAGCCCAUUAAUGAAUACCAAGUUCCCCAUGCAGGAUCUGGACCAAUAUUUGGGCCAAUGCCAAUGGCAAAAUCUGCGCCCAUGGCGAUCAAUAAACCUGACACAUCCAUGAAAAGUAAUUUGGCUAAUGAACAAGGGGCUCCUCCUCAUGUAGGAACUGCAGACAUUAGGAGGAAUAUGCCACUAGUUCACCCCACUUCACACCUAAAUUUGGAAAAGAUAAAGAAACUGAUUAAUGAAUAUGGAGCACCCGACAAUGUAGGAGGGAAGCCCUUGGUUAAUUCUGAGUUGGUUCCUUCAUCUUCUUCCAAAUGUGAUGUGGUUUCGUUGCAUUCACCAAAUACUGGACAUACAUCCCCUUUCAUCUCGAUGACUAGUCCUGCCCCGCUUCAUAAGGAUAUCAAUUACUACAAGUCCCUGAUCAAGCAACAUGGAGAAAAUCCUGAAUCUGUGGAUCAUGAACUGUUACAGAGUAGCAAUCCUCUGGAUCAUGCAGAAUUGUUAAAGAACUUAAAACCAAAUCAGGGUAGCAUGAAUUUUCAGAAGCGUUGUGCUUUCUUCGGUAAACCAAGGGGAUGCCUUAAUGGCAACUCCUGUCCCUUUCUGCAUGAUAUGUCUGGACAAAGGAGGUCUGGGGGGAUGUUGGAAGCUCCGGGUUCAAAGAGAAUGAAGUUAACUGGGGAACUUACUGGUAGGACAUGAACCUUUUCUUUUUAUACAGGAAACUAGUGCCACAGCUGUUUAAACGUACAAACUCUGUUUUCGUUUUCCUUGGGGCAAUUUUAAAGCGUAGCCGUUUUAAACGUAGAUUAAAAACUUAGAAUGAGAAUUGGCUUUUAUCUGAAAAGUUUUGAAGGAUUUUUCUAUGAAAUGAAACAUUGAAGUUGGAUGAA
This is a messenger RNA of Lycium ferocissimum, 2979 nucleotides long. Its product is annotated as zinc finger CCCH domain-containing protein 30. The coding region runs from base 224 to 2788 and encodes 854 amino acids. The record is from RefSeq and is a predicted model, not a curated record. Gene Ontology annotation, molecular function: metal ion binding. NCBI's taxonomy places the organism in Eukaryota, Viridiplantae, Streptophyta, Magnoliopsida, Solanales, Solanaceae. The transcript has 4 exons.